AUGAUUGGCUGCAGUACCGUAAAAAAUGAUUAUAUAACAGUGUCAUGCUCAGCAGUAACAAAGUCAAAAAUUGCAUCUCUAAUGGCUGACAACAAUGAUUUGUUUCCGACAGAAGCUGAUCUAUUGGCAACCAAUUAUAUUAAUCAACGGCAUCCACCCAUUAUUGCGUUAGCACAAACAAUGAUUGGCCAAACCGAGAGCAGUACACUAAUCGAACGUGCUAUUCUCUUUCAUAGGUAUAUGCGUGACGCGGCACCGUUUGGGUGGAGUGGCCGAUUUUGGAAUGAAACUGCGUCAGAUGUCAUUAAAAACGGGUCGACACUUGUGUAA
Messenger RNA from Rotaria socialis, 330 nucleotides. The record is from the annotation of a GenBank genome assembly. NCBI's taxonomy places the organism in Eukaryota, Metazoa, Rotifera, Eurotatoria, Philodinida, Philodinidae.